ACCACGUCAUUAGUGCCUGACUACUUAACACACAGGUCGGACGUACAUGUAAAGGAAGAUAAAGAGUUGUAAAUUUCAGAUAGGUAGUUCAGUUGUUCGAUAAUCGUAGAGUAACGUAAUGUAAUUCAUUCGUGCGUGAAUGUUCUUAAUAUUUGUUUUGUAUAAAGAUAAAAUGAAUCGUGAAAUGUAACAUCAAAACACUAACAAUGUUCAGCAAAUACAGAAAUUUUCAAGCUGUAGUUCAGCCUAUCUUUCGAAGAUUGUCUACGGCAUUAAAGACUGAUGAAGGAGUUAGCCAAUGUAACUCGAAUUAUACAAGUACUCUAAAUAUUCACGAACCCGGUAAUCACUUACCCAUAUUCAGAAUUUUGAACGAAGAUGGGCAACUGAAUGAUCCAUCUGUUUCUUUGAAUUUAGAUGAGAAAACAUUGAUCUCCAUGUACAAAUGCAUGGUAUCGAUGAAAGAAACCGAUAAAAUUCUGUACGAAUGCCAACGUCAAGGUAGGAUAUCUUUUUAUAUGACGCAUUACGGCGAAGAAGCAGCUUCAGUAGGAAGUGCUGCAGCUUUGAACUCGGAUGAUUUGGUUUUUUCGCAGUAUCGUGAAGUUGGUGUCCUACAUUGGAGAGGUGUACCUCUCGACGAUUUAAUCAAUCAAUGCUUCGGUAACGAGGAAGAUCUAGGAAAAGGGAAACAAAUGCCAAUACAUUAUGGAUCAAAACAACACUCGUUCGUUACAAUCUCAUCGCCUUUAGCCACUCAAAUACCUCAAGCUGUUGGAGCGGCAUAUGCUUUCAAAAGGGCUAAAAAUGAUCGUUGCGUUAUCACGUAUUUCGGAGAAGGUGCUGCCAGCGAAGGAGAUGCCCACGCAGCUUUCAAUUUUGCAGCUACUCUAGAGUGUCCAGUCAUUUUCUUCUGCCGCAAUAACCAGUAUGCUAUUUCUACUUGUGCUGAUGAACAAUAUAGAGGUGAUGGUAUAGCAGGAAGAGCAGCUGGGUAUGGAAUUUCUGCUAUAAAAGUCGACGGUAAUGAUAUCAUAGCGGUUUAUCAGGCGACCAAAUUAGCUCGUGAAUUUAUUCUAAAGAAUAAUAAACCGAUUGUGAUGGAAGCACUGACCUACAGAAAAGGACAUCAUAGCACGUCUGACGACAGCACUGCUUAUCGAUCGAAGACAGAGAUAGAAAAUUGGGAAUCUAAAGAUCCAUUGAGAAGGUUGAAACUGUUUCUACAAGAUAAUAACUGGUGGAACGAAGAACUCGAAAAUGCGUACAAAAGUGAUAUUAAAAAACGAGUUCUAAGCUCCAUGGCAAUGGCUGAGAAGAAGAAAAAACCAAAUUGGAAAGAAAUGUUCAACGAUGUUUAUAACGAGAUGCCUGAAAAUUUGAAAGAACAAAUGAAAUACAUGGAAGAUCAUUUAUCAAAGUACAACCAACACUAUCCGUUGGAAAAUUUCAAAUCUUGAACGCAAGACAGAUUUGAAUAGAGCCACAUCUUUCAAAAAAAUGUUUGAUACAACCCAUUCAUAUUCUUCUUCUUGACAAAACAGGAUAGAAAAUAAUGACAAAUCUAAUACCUAAUUUCCAUUGUAAAAUCGUUCAAUUCACUAAUAUCACAUUAAAAUGGAGUGAAAAAAAUGAA
Molecule: messenger RNA, 1636 nt
Organism: Planococcus citri (citrus mealybug)
Lineage: Eukaryota; Metazoa; Arthropoda; Insecta; Hemiptera; Pseudococcidae
Gene: BckdhA
Product: Branched chain keto acid dehydrogenase E1 subunit alpha
Exons: 9
Coding region: 207-1460 (417 amino acids)
Biological process (GO): branched-chain amino acid catabolic process
Molecular function (GO): oxidoreductase activity, acting on the aldehyde or oxo group of donors, disulfide as acceptor
Source: RefSeq, a predicted model, not a curated record